AUGAGGAGGGGUACCGCGCUGACGCUGGCGCUGGAUGUGGCGCCCUACGCGCUCGUCGCCGUUGCCGUCUUCACCGCCGCGUUCGGCGCCCCGGUCCUGACGCGGCUGUGCGCGGUCGUGUUGGCGACGUACGCCGGCAACGCCGUGUUCGGCGAGUGCGACCUGGCGUCGCGGGCGCUGGGAGACGCGCCCCGAUCGGCGUACCGCGGUAAGACGGUGUGGAUCACCGGCGCGUCGCAGGGCCUCGGCGAGGAGCUCGCGCUGCACCUGGGCUCCAUGGGCGCCAAGCUGAUCCUCUCGAGCCGGCGGGAGGAGACGCUGCGGCGGGUGUGCGAGGCGGCGACCGCGGCGGGAGCGGAGGACGCCCGCGCGCUGACCCUCGACGCGCGAGCGGGUUCCGCCGCGAUGCGCGAGAAGGGAGCCGCGGCGCUCGCGCUCGCGAGGAAGAUGGCGGGAGCCGGCGACGGGAUCGACGGCACCGACGCGGACGUCGGCGUCGACUACCUCUUCCACGUCGCGGGGGGGUCGCAGCACGCAGCCGCCGAGGACACCGCCGACGAGGUCGAUCGGGACAUGUUCGAGCUCAACACCAUGAGCGCCAUCGCGCUCACCAAAGCUUUGCUCCCGUCGAUGCUCGCGCGCAGGAAGGGCACCAUCGUCGCCGUCGGAUCCAUGGCGGUCAAGUGCCCCGCCCCGGGACAGGCCACCUACGCGGCGACCAAGGCGGCGCUGUCCGCGUUCUGCCACUCGCUCCGCGGCGAGGUUGCGGACCGGGGCGUCUCCGUGACGGUGGCGCACCCGGGCCCCAUCGCCACCGGCUUGGGCGGCCAGACGCGGAAGGAGAGGCGAUUGGACGCGACGUUGGUGGCGAAAAGAAUCGCGGCGGGCGCUGCGCUGGGGUUGGACGAGGUCGUCCUCGCCACGCAACCCAUCAUGCUCCUGCGCAACUUCAUGCAGUUCGUGCCGAGCGUCGGGUUCAGGGUGCUGAACAAGGUGGGGCCGAAACGGACGCGCGCGGCGCGUUUGGGGGUCAGCAUGUACGAGCUCAAGUAG
Messenger RNA from Micromonas commoda, 1053 nucleotides. RefSeq lists its product with no specific name. The transcript is spliced from 2 exons. Bases 1 to 1053 code for a protein of 350 amino acids. Gene Ontology annotation, molecular function: oxidoreductase activity. The record is from RefSeq and is a predicted model, not a curated record. NCBI's taxonomy places the organism in Eukaryota, Viridiplantae, Chlorophyta, Mamiellophyceae, Mamiellales, Mamiellaceae.